Molecule: messenger RNA, 1813 nt
Organism: Camellia sinensis
Lineage: Eukaryota; Viridiplantae; Streptophyta; Magnoliopsida; Ericales; Theaceae
Product: putative beta-1,3-galactosyltransferase 2
Cellular component (GO): Golgi membrane
Molecular function (GO): galactosyltransferase activity
Source: RefSeq, a predicted model, not a curated record
UUACUGUAGCAAACAUCAUUUUUUUUUUUUUUUGAACAGAGCAAGCAUUCAUUAAAACCAGAAACGUUUUGUAAUUGAAGGAACCAUUAAAGAGAGACAAAGAUGGCAGUUAGUGGGUUAUCUCUCUCUCUCACUCCUCUAUACAUAUGCAGAGGAGAGAGAGAAAGAGAGAAUCAGAAACAGGGGCAUUAGAAGCUCAAUUUUAAUGCUGUUUUAUUUUUGAAAGAUAAGUUGUUUCUCUUCUUCAUGAUAUUUGUUUAAUUAUAUAUUCCUCUACUCUUACAUUGGCUAAUUAAAAAAUGUCAAUGUCAAUGUCAAUGAAGAGUAGAGGAAUAGCUGGUGACUCACAAUCAAGAGCUCUUGUAUCCAGAAGUUGGGUACUUUUGCUUUGUCUUGCCAGCUUUUGUGCUGGCCUGUUCUUCACUAACAGGAUAUGGCUGGUGCCUGAAACAAUGGGUAUUGCAAGGACAACUGCUGUCAAAGCUGAAAGAAGACACUUAGUUUCUGAGGCUUAUAAUCCCAAACUUAAGCUUGUAAGCAAUGAAGUUUUAAAGGCUCAUCAUCCCAAACGAACACAAGAUGAAUCAGCAGCUGUAAAAACAAGGAAUAUAUCUCUACCAAGGGCCUCUCCCAAGUCAAUAAAACAAAAGGUUGCAAAGUCUAACAAAAAAUAUUUCAUGGUUAUGGGAAUUAAUACAGCUUUUAGUAGCCAAAAGCGAAGAGAUUCCCUGCGGGAGACGUGGAUGCCCCAAGGUGAGAAAAGAAGGAAGCUAGAGGAAGAGAAGGGCAUUGUCAUACGCUUUGUUAUUGGUCACAGUUCAACAUCCGAUGGUAUUCUUGAUAAAGCUAUUGAAGCAGAGGACAGAAAGCACGAGGACUUCUUGCGGCUGAAACAUGUAGAGGGCUACAAUGAAUUGUCAGCGAAAACAAAGAUAUAUUUUGCUACCGCUGUUGCUUUGUGGGAUGCAGAUUUCUAUCUCAAAAUUGAUGAUGAUGUUCAUGUAAACAUAGGAAUACUGGCAAGGAUUUUGGUUCGUCACCGUAACAAACCUCGUGUGUAUAUUGGAUGCAUGAAGUCCGGUCCUGUACUUUAUCAGAAGAAAGUCAAGUACCAUGAACCGGAGCAUUGGAAAUUUGGUGAUGUAGGAAAUUACUAUUUCCGCCAUGCUACCGGGCAGAUAUAUGCUAUUUCAAAAGAGUUGGCUAUUUAUAUAUCAAAGCACCUGAAUGUGCUGCACAAGUAUGCAAAUGAAGAUGUUUCUUUGGGUGCUUGGCUGAUUGGAUUGGAGGUGGAGCAUAUUGAUGAUAGAAGACUAUGUUGUGGCUCCAAGUCCGACUGCCAAUUCAAGGCUGUGAUGGGCCACGGCUGUGCUGCUACGUUCGACUGGAAAUGCAGCGGGAUUUGCAAGUCUGCUGAGAGGAUCAAGGAUGUUCAUCAGCGGUGUGGGGAGAAUGAGACCGCUUUAUGGAAUCCAAUCUACUAAACUACGCAUAGCAAUUCUUCUAAAUCAACGACAUAUAUCCUUGAGCGAGCACGCAAAGGAAAUAGUCUAUUUGUCCACGUACUCUAGUAUGGCGAGUGUAUAUUAGAAUUUAAAAUAGCAAAAAAAUAAAAUAAAAAUAAAAUAGUGGCCUCAAACCAGGGGAAGGAUGGAUCUUUCUCCAUUUGAGUCCUCAAGAAGAUGAUUGUUACAUUCUUUAAAUGGAUGGAGGGGUAUUAUAGUGUCUCCACCCAUGACCUUUUGCAAGCUCUAUUUGAUACAAAAUAUUCAAAGUAAAUAUAAUUAGUUUCCUAUUUUUUUUCUCAUUGCAA